CCUCCUUAUAAAGCAAGCAGUUGCAAAGGUCAAAACAUUAUUCAACACAACUCUUUCUGCUUUCAGAACCACCGCUGAAGUCUGCUCACCGGGGCAAUGGCGUAUCUCCCAAAGCUUUUCAAGUACAUAGAUGACAAUCAAGAGUUGUACGUAAAACGCCUCGCAGAAUGGGUGGCAAUACAGAGUGUGUCUGCGUUGCCCGAGAAGAGAAGCGAAACUAUCCGAAUGGUGGAGUUCGUCGGCAAGGAGAUAGAGAAACUGGGUGGAUCAGUGGAGCUGGCCGAUAACGGGCAACAAACGCUGCCUGAUGGAUCAAAGAUUCCGCUUCCACCAAUCCUGUUGGCCACACUGGGCAGUGACCCAGCCAAGAAAACCGUGUGCAUCUAUGGGCAUCUGGAUGUUCAGCCUGCUCAAAUUGAAGAUGGAUGGGAUUCUGAGCCCUUUAAGUUGGUGGAAAAAGAUGGAAAAUUAUAUGGCCGAGGUUCCACUGAUGACAAAGGACCAGUGUUGGCAUGGCUGAACUGUAUCGAAGCUCUCCAAAAGCUCAAGGAGGAAGUUCCAGUUAAUAUCAAGCUCUGCUUGGAAGGAAUGGAAGAGUCUGGGUCAGAAGGUCUCGAUAACCUGGUGUACAGCCGGAAGGACACAUUCUUCAAGGACGUGGAUUUCGUCUGCAUUUCCGAUAACUACUGGCUAGGCAAGAAGAAACCCUGUAUAACUUAUGGUCUCCGGGGCAUAGCCUACUUCUUUCUAGAGGUUGAAUGCUCCGAUAAGGAUCUGCACUCAGGUGUCUUUGGCGGCACGAUACAUGAAGCAAUGAUUGACCUGAUUUAUUUACUGGGCAAAUUGGUGGACAAAACUGGAAAGAUCCUUGUUCCUGGUAUUUAUGAAUCAGUGGCACCACUUACGGAUGAGGAAAAGAAACUGUAUGAUAAAAUAGACUUUGAUAUUGAAGAGUACUGCAAGGAUGUGGGAGCCUGUCAACUACUGCACAGCACAAAGAGACCAAUUCUGAUGCACCGAUGGAGAUACCCGUGCUUGUCAUUGCAUGGAAUUGGAGGGGGCUUUUGCUGGUGCAGGAACUAAAACAGUCAUUCCAGGAAAGUUACUGGGAAGUUCUCUAUUCGAUUAGUGCCCAACAUGGAUCCAGAAGUGGUUGAGAAGCAGGUUGUGGAUUACAUCCAGAAGCUAUUUGCUGAGCGUGGAAGUCCAAACACAAUGAAAGUUUACAUGAGUCAAGGUGCCAAAGCUUGGCUGUCUGACUACAACCACCCCCACUAUACAGCCGGCAGGAAUGCAAUGAAAACAGUGUUUGAGGUUGAACCAGAUAUGACCAGAGAAGGCGGAAGCAUUCCAGUUACCUUGACGUUCCAAGAAGCUACUGGAAAAAAUGUUAUGCUACUGCCAAUUGGAGCGGCAGAUGAUGGCGCUCACUCCCAGAAUGAAAAGAUUAACCGAACCAACUAUAUUCAGGGAAUCAAGAUGCUGGGUGCUUAUUUCCAUGAGAUUUCCUGUUUGAAGUGAGGACAGUUCUGGAUUUAUGAACUGCUGAAGUGCUUUCCACAGCACUGCAUCCAAUAAGAUUCCUUCAAUCAUAAGCUCUGCAGAGCCAGAUCAAGAAACAGUGAUUUGUUAUUGAAGAAGCUAGUUUAUGUAAUUAAUUUGUAAAAAAGAUAACAGCUUUGGUUUUGAUUGUAAUGUAAAUUUUGAAUAUACAUUUUCAUGUUUACUGCCUGGGAAGUUGAUGAAAGUAAAUUCUGCAAUAUCUUCCACCAAAUAGGAUAAGUGCUUGAAUUGUGAAAAUUCCACGGACUUUAGAGGGGAAGUUGACUAAUUGGGUAAGAUUAGCUGAACACCUCCUCCUCACACUUUUGUUCUGUUAUUCAAUAAACAUAUACCUGAAUUUAAUAAA
This is a messenger RNA of Hypanus sabinus (Atlantic stingray), 1909 nucleotides long. It is a transcript of the gene cndp2, whose product is annotated as carnosine dipeptidase 2. Gene Ontology annotation, cellular component: cytosol. The transcript is spliced from 12 exons. Gene Ontology annotation, molecular function: metallodipeptidase activity. Lineage: Eukaryota; Metazoa; Chordata; Chondrichthyes; Myliobatiformes; Dasyatidae. The record is from RefSeq and is a predicted model, not a curated record. Gene Ontology annotation, biological process: proteolysis.